UGUGAGUAUAAGCUGAUCCAAAAGCAUCCACAGCACUCUGGACGAAGACUGUCCUCUGCUAUUGUGGAUGAAUUGCAUGCUUUGUCUGCUGUAACAACUAGAUUUGUCCUCUUCAGUUGGUUAAUGCUGUUGAGUUAAAAUCACACACGCCAAUCUUGCAGUCUUGAAGCAAUAGUUGAAGACUGUGACUUAAAAACCCUUCAGUGCAAUUUAAUGUGAAAGACAUUGGUUGAUGUUUUCUGUGGUCAUAUUUAAGUGAGUAAGAUGUGUUCAUUUUUUUAUGUUUUAAGUUUAAAGAUGUACUCAAGAAAUAUAAUUGCUUCUUCUAUGGCUGCAUGCUAGCCUAGUUGGUAAUCAAAGUAAAGAAUAUUGUUCUUCAAAGCCACACGCAUUUCAGAACAUCCUCAAUGUUAACGUUUUAAAGGGAGGAUAUUUUAUUAAACUGUUCACCAUUCACAGGAAGCAAAAAUGCUUCCAAUUUGUACUGCAUUUGUCAGUAUAUCAACAUUUUCUCACUACAACAAGGUCAUUCAUUUCUUGUUUGUGACACAGCAACACACAACACACAGCAAAGAUGACGCAUAUAUACUUAUGGUCAUAAAUGAUUGUAUGAGCCUGGAGAAAUAGACAGGCAAAGACACACAAUAAAAGAUAGUGUACUAUAAAGAAACAGAAAUAAAUUAGGAAGAGAAGCUGCCGGGCUGAGAGACUGUGAACAGCGAGGGAGGGUGAAAGACUGGAAGCCACAGAAGGAAAAGGCCAUGUCACGAGAAAGAGUGGGUGAGCGAGAGACUGAAAGACUGAAACGGAGUUCGACAAUUGAAUGGGGAAGUACUGAUGGUGAGCACAUGGGUGUGGUUGGUUAGCAGCGUUUCAGAAGUGGCAUACACAGGAAGGAACCGUGGAUGAUGAGGAUGUGGAACAAUCUCUGGACUCGAGCCCCUCACAGAAUGGAUACCAAGAUUUAUUUUACCCACUUGGCCUUCUUCCUGCUUGUCACGUUUAAAGUGUCAAGGGCUCAGACUUCCACACCCGCAGUUCAAAUGGAGUCUGUGAGCAACAGUAUGGCGAACUUAACAACAAUGCCUGCCGCUCCAACUCUUACUGGAAGAAGAGUGGAAAGCAGAGUCACCAGAGAUGCUGACUCCUCCUCAACCACAAACAAGAACAUUAGCACCAACAACCCAGUCAGUGUCCACACCACCUCAUCAGAGAUGAACACUUCAACAGCUCCAACAACAAAACCAAAAACAAAGUUCACACCCACUCCAGCAUCCUCCGUGACAUCCUCCCCAUCCAUAACUGUGAAAACCACCAAAAAAGGAGUUGCCUGGGAUCCGAAGUGGGAUGAAGAUUUCACCUAUGAUUAUAAAUCCCUGCGCAUCGCUGGACUGACUAUUGCAGCAGUGCUUUUCAUGUUGGGCAUCAUGGUCAUUGGCUGUGGCAGGGCCUGUCGGCUUUUCAGAUGUCAGAAAAGUUCACCAAAAUCAUAUCGAGUGGCCCAAGAAUAAGGAGAGAGAGAGAGAGAGAGAGCAUAUGUUCAUUGAUAAAAGUACAGAGCUGUAAGAAACCAACCAGGAGUCCAUCAAGAGAAAAUCUGGCAUCAUAUGUGUGAAUGUAGACUGUAUGCUGCUUGCUAACAGUGUCAUAUGAAAACACUCAAUAAACAUAGAAAACAUGAAUCAGGCUGACAAGUGAAAAAAAGGAACCCUCACCUGCUUAAUCUUUGUCUAACAUCAUUUCUAUACUGUGCAAAACUGCACUGAAAAGGGCUUAUUUCUCUUUGCAAAUAAUGAGGAGAUGAUUCAUAUUUUAAUCACACCUUCAGCCAAGAAGCAGGCUCGUUUCCAAUGACCUUUUAUCUUACAACUGAUAACACAGCCAUAGGCUGUGUCUCACAGCCAGGAUUAUUAUUAAAGGUUGUGAAGAAUAAACCCAUAACAUCCCAUACUUGACAAUCUGGCACAACACUAAGACUGAAGCUGGGUCACUUCCUCCUUCUGAUAGAUACUACACGCUCUUUACACUUUCAAUCUGAACAAAAACGUGAUGUUUAGUCAGGGGUGUCUAAGCCUCUUAGUGGCUCUAUGCUUGUAAGUGAGUAAAGCCCUAGAUUAAACAGGAUCCACUGGUGCAUUAUCAUUGCAUCCAUAUGGCAUCAAAUGAUGCAGACAAUAAACUGGGAAAAAACGAACACACUGUAUCACAGAUUUAAUGUCAAAAGCAACACAGAGUUUAUACUUACUGUAUAUGAUGUACAAUAGUAUUAACUGUUCUAAUUGCUAUCAUAACAAAAUUAAGGAGCGUAGAAGUGAAAACAGAAUCGAUUCAUGAUAUAUGGUAAUUGUUUUUUGUGAGCUAGAUGGUUAUGUAUUAUAUACUUUGUAAAUAAUUCUAUAAUGAAAAACUAAUGGGAAUGCCACCGGCACAAAUAAUACAUACAGUAUGGGUUCAUCUGGACACACAAGUGCAUACAAACAUGUAUUCAACAUUAAGUCCAACAUUUGCUGCAAUAUGACACAAAUACAAAUAUUUUACAUAAGAAAGCUUUUGGAAAAUAACUGACUCCCACCCGCCACAACAUGUUUUACACAGAAUUUAUAAAUGAACAGCGGAGAGAAAACAUCACCAGUUAACACAUGUAUAAAAAGACCAUUUGGUCAAAUAUAAUAUUUUUCUAUUAAGAGACACAAUACAAAUAUUUAGGUCUGUAAAUACAUAAAAUAUAUUAAAAACUAGAAUAACUGCGUAAGGUCUGAUAAGAGCUUUAGUGCGGUGGUUCUGAAAGCUGUAUGCAGUGCAACCUCAGAAAACACAUGCUACUAGACAAGACACAAGCAAUGGAGAAAACAGUUUAUACAUGCGCAUUCAGAAAACAAAUGCAAAGCUAGAAAACGACCAAAUACAGAAACAAGCUACAGAGAACGAAAUACAAGAGUGUUGCAAGUCGUAGAGAGUUUUGUGAGUUUAAUUUUGUUUUUGGAAAGAUUAUACGACAUGUUUUAUAUGACCACUUCGAGCCGAUUGCUUGGAUAUAUUGCAGCUUGUUUUUGAGUUUCAUUGAAAUGUGUUUUACAACACCUUAGUGGUGUCUACACUGGGGGAUUAGCCAAUUGUGGGUUGUAUUCAUUCAAUCACACAAUACAGCGGUGGUCAUUGCAGACACACCUAGUGGCGUUCUGCACCCUAUAGUGCACCUGUGUAGUUAGUAUUCGGUUGUGUUUUCUGUAUUUGUUGCAUUUUUUUAAAAUGCUAUUCACAUUGAUGAAGAUGUUUUCUUCAUUUGCUUGAGUUUUGUCAGUUUGUCAGGGACGCUGUACUCCUGCUGUAGCCUGCAUGCACCGAAAAAGCCAGUUUAAAAAAAGGGGAGAAAAGAAAAAGCGUAACCUCAAUCUAAGCAUACAUCGCGUUGAGAAAAAAAAAAAAAACUCAGCAUUGACAUUUGUUACAUUAUUAACAUGAGUAGUGUCACAGCAGAGAAGCUUUACAGAAAAGAAUAAUUGAGUAGAGUUUGGUCACAUAUGCUGGAGCCGGCUGGACCAAAUACUGCAUUUAUCUGCAGUGUGUUUGCUUUCUUCAAUUUGUCAAAAUAAGGCCUUGAAAGAGAAAUCUCUGCUCUAAUGUUCAAUUGUGGUUUGUUUGUCCAACAGAAAAAAGUGAAUAUGACUAAAAACAUAAAAACAUGAUAUGAAAAACUGAAA
Messenger RNA from Anarrhichthys ocellatus (wolf-eel), 3701 nucleotides. It is a transcript of the gene fxyd5, whose product is annotated as FXYD domain containing ion transport regulator 5. The record is from RefSeq and is a predicted model, not a curated record. Gene Ontology annotation, cellular component: membrane. Gene Ontology annotation, biological process: regulation of sodium ion transmembrane transporter activity. Gene Ontology annotation, molecular function: sodium channel regulator activity. NCBI's taxonomy places the organism in Eukaryota, Metazoa, Chordata, Actinopteri, Perciformes, Anarhichadidae. Bases 906 to 1511 code for a protein of 201 amino acids. The transcript is spliced from 10 exons.